UGACGUGUUGGAAAACGAACGUUUCGCCUCGCUUCGCUUCGCUCCUCCUCCUCUAGCUCUUGCUCUUGCCAUUGCUCUUUCUGUAGCAUUCUCCUCUGGCUCUGGCCGCUUUUCUCGCUCAGCUCAGGAAGAGACGGGCGAAAACAAACGCGAAAAGCGAUUUCGACAUUCUCGCGGACGCAACUGAACGAAUCGGUCGGAACGGCAAAGAACUGAAUCGCAGCAGCAGCAGCACCACAGAUACAGAUACUUUUCAUAAUUAAGAUUUUUUCGUUUUCCGCUGCGCGAUAUUUGGUUUUCACCCAAUUUCCCCCGCACUGGUUAUGUAAGGGGUGUGUGUGUGUUUACUCCUCGCUGGGCAUUCGUCGCUUUCGUCGGGCGGUCCCCGCCAUGCAAGUGAAGGCAUAGGAAAGUCAAGGUCGCCACCAGCACCAGCACCACCACCCCCACCCCCACCACCGCCGCCGCCGCCGAUGCCACCACUGCACCCCGUUACUGCAGCCGGGGGCCAUGUAGACGCGACAAUCGAAAAAGAAAUCCAAUUGUCGAAUCGAGCACUGAAGCGUUUAGAAAGCGGGCAGCCGGGGAACGAGAAUGGAUGCCACCUGCCCCAGGGAGGACAAUGCCACAGCGGCAGCUGAGGCAGAGUGGCCCUGGAAAGAUGGUCCCUGGCUGGACUUGUACCCCAGCUACCUGGAGAGCCUGCAGGGCAUCAUGGAGCUGGCCAGCUGGGUGAAUCAGCAGAGCCGUCACGUGGCGAACACUCUCGCCCAGGAUCAGAUCUUCGUUGGCGUACUCCAGGCCUCGCUGCUCCUCUUCUUCCUCUAUCUUAUGUACCAGCUGCAGCAGUGGAGCAGCCGGAGUCCGGAGGAGCCGCCCAGCGACACGGCCACCGCGGACGUCACGAAGCAGCUGAUCUGCGACUUUAACUUUGUCUCCGAGCAGGAGAAGCGCGCCGCCCAGGAGGCGGAAACGGAGGCCCUGCUCGAGGUGGAGGAGAAAAAGCGUCGCAAGAGGUUCACCAAAAAGCGCGUCUGCGUCUCGGCCGGGCCCGUCCUCAUCGCCCUGCGGCAGCAGUCGAAGCGCCCCAAGCCCCAUCGGCACCAGGCCUUGGUCUUUGAGCCGAUUUCUCCCAUGGAGCGCGUCCUCGAAGGCUACCUUCCUCCGAGGGAGCAGCCGUUGACGAUCAGUCUCCCCCAGCAGGAGCCAGUCUCAGUCCCUGUCCCUGUUCCAGCGAGGGAGGAGGAAACAACGGAGCUCCCUGAGUUCAUUUCGGAGCCCCGCGGGACCUUGAGCACGACAGACGAGAUCUACCCUGACUCGUCGGACAGCAGUCUGUACGUGUCGGACGAGGAGCAGGAGGACGCCUCUCAGUAUUGCCGCGGCGGCUACCAUCCGGUGGUCAUCGGCGACAUAUUCGACAAUCGGUUUCGAGUGGUCCGGAAGCUGGGCUGGGGUCACUUCUCCACCGUCUGGCUGUGCCGGGAUCUCAAAGACGAGAAGUACGUGGCCCUCAAGGUGGUGAAGAGUGCUCCGCACUACAUCGAGACGGCCGCAGACGAGAUCCGCCUGCUGGAGGCCAUCCGCGACGCGGACCCACUGGACGUGAAGCGGGAGCGCAUCGUCCGGCUGAUGAACCACUUCACGGUGCGCGGCGUGAACGGGAUGCACACGUGCCUGGUGUUCGAGGCGCUCGGCUGCAGCCUGUACAAGCUGAUCGUGAAGAACAACUACCAGGGCCUGGCCAUCGCCCAGGUGCGCAACAUCAUCAAGCAGGUGCUGGAGGGGCUGGACUACCUGCACAGCAAGUGCAGCAUCAUCCACACGGACAUCAAGCCGGAGAACAUCCUCCUGGUGAUCGACAAUGCCGCAGCCAUGAACCAGCAAAUCGACGACGAGAUCAACAGUCUGCGCGUGAAGGGAGCCGACUUCCCCGACUCGUACAUCAGCUCCAUCGAGAAGCAGACCAAGACGCGGUCCAAGUGGCCGCUGAUCGAACCUAACGGAUCCACGAACACCAACACGAACACGAGCAACAGCACGGGCAACAACUCGACCUCUUCGACGCCUCUGGCCGCUGUGGCCAUGUCCUCGCUGGACAAGGACGACACCACCACUUCGUCCACCCUGAACUCGAACACCACCUCCUCGCUGGCCUCCAAGUACUCGAGCCUGCUCGGCGACAGCGAGUGCAACGGCAUCGGCGGUGGCGUCAGCCUGAUCGGGGGCCUGGGUGGUGGCGUCGAGAGUCCCAUUCUCAACAACCGAUAUCGAACCGAGAAGAAAAUCACUGCCAAGCAGCUGCCCAGCUCCAACUCCAAUUCCAACCCCGCCUCCACCAACAACUCCUGCCCCUCCUACAACGCCAACACGAAUCCGAAUACCAACCCAAAGAUCAACACAAAUACUCAAAGCACGUGCACGUCCAUGCCCAGCGAGUACACCAACAACCAGAACUGCCCCUCCACAACCGUCACAACCGUCACAGCCGCCACAACCGCCACUCCCAGUGCAACUCCUGCCACAGCCUUAGUUUCCAUCUCCACCUCCGCCUCAGCCACGCCCCCCAGCACGUGCACGUACUCGUUCACGCAUCUAGCGCCAACAACUACGACUCCAACCGCAACAACUGCAACUGCAAGCACAGAGCUGUACAAUGGCGACCAUACAUCUACAACUACAACCAACUCGACCUCAACGACAACAACAACAACAACAACAACAACUACUGCAACAUCAGCAAACACAUCCGCUAAAUUAAAUGUCCAUGCCAAUGCCAUAUCUUCGCAGAACCAGAGUCAGAGUAGCCAGAACAACACCUACACGAUACAGUCGCUCAUCAGCAACAGCAACGUGCGGGUUAAGAUCGCCGAUCUGGGCAACGCAUGCUACGAUUACCAUCACUUCACCGAGGACAUACAGACGCGGCAGUACCGAUCGAUCGAGGUCCUGCUGGGGGCACCCUACAACUAUACCGCCGAUAUCUGGAGCACCGCUUGCCUGGCCUUCGAGCUGGCCACCGGCGACUAUCUGUUCGACCCGCAUGCCGGCGAGUCGUACAGCCGGGACGAGGACCACUUGGCGCACAUCGUCGAGCUGCUGGGCUCCAUUCCGCAGUCGGUGAUACUGCGGGGCAAGCACGGACUCAAGUACUUCACCAGUUAUGGCAACCUGAGGAACAUCACCAAGCUGAAACCGUGGAGCCUGAUGAACGUGCUCGUGGAGAAGUACGACUGGGACCCGGUGGAGGCCAAGAAGUUCUCCGACUUCCUGCUGCCCAUGCUAGAGUACAAUCCCGUCAUACGGGCCUCGGCGGCCGAGUGCCUGCAGCAUCCCUGGCUCGACCAGGAGGAGUUCGUCUAGUGUCCCCGGGAGAGGAGACAGACCACAGGCAUAGACCCAUGAAUAAUACAUAACAUACGUAUUUCGUACUCAUAUUUCUAGGCUUAAAUUUUAUAUGCGACCCAGUUUGUUAUAAACGAGAAAUUUUAGUUGAUAGCGUUGAAAGCGGUAACGGAAACGGAAACAAAACAAAAACCAAACAAAACUAGAGUUAAAGGAUUCGAUACACAAACAAACACAGAAACAAAAACACACACGCAAACAGCAAACACACAUACGAUACGGGACAAGAAAGGAGAUGUGGAUGUGCCGCCUGGAAUUUUUUAAGCUUUUUUCAUUUGAAACACGAUUUUUGUACUCGAGAGCUUUAAACGUAAUUGCUAAAGAGCGAUUUUAUUUUAAACAAACAAUGAAAACGAAAGCGGCUAAAUGCGCAAAUCUUUUUCACGAUUUUAUUUCAACUGCGUACAUACAUAUAUAUGUAUGUAUAUACAAGCAUAUAUAUAGUAUAUAUAUAUAUAUUUUAUAUUUAAAGAGAAACAAGUAAAAACAAAAGACAAUGACGACAAUUUUGAAGUCAACAGAUGCCUAAACUGACUGACUGAAAUGGAAAACACUUUCAAGCGAAAACACCCAAAUAAACAUGCUAAAUAAAUUAUACGAACUAGCAAAAUAUUGAGAGAAGCGCAUAAUUAAUAAUACUACGACUAACUAUAAAGCCAAUAAUAUAUGAUAUGUGUAUAAUUAACGAACCCUAAGUGUAGAUAUCGACAAUGUUCAAUACAGAUCAGAUGCAGAUGCAGAUACAGAUACAGAUACAGACACAGACACAAAAACA
Drosophila miranda is the source of this 4180-nucleotide messenger RNA. It is a transcript of the gene Srpk79D, whose product is annotated as SRSF protein kinase 1. Lineage: Eukaryota; Metazoa; Arthropoda; Insecta; Diptera; Drosophilidae. The record is from RefSeq and is a predicted model, not a curated record. Gene Ontology annotation, biological process: protein phosphorylation; regulation of mRNA processing; spliceosomal complex assembly. Gene Ontology annotation, molecular function: ATP binding; protein kinase activity. Bases 595 to 3363 code for a protein of 922 amino acids. The transcript has 7 exons.